This is a messenger RNA of Dermacentor silvarum, 1460 nucleotides long. RefSeq lists its product as uncharacterized. The coding region runs from base 104 to 601 and encodes 165 amino acids. NCBI's taxonomy places the organism in Eukaryota, Metazoa, Arthropoda, Arachnida, Ixodida, Ixodidae. The transcript is spliced from 5 exons. The record is from RefSeq and is a predicted model, not a curated record.
GGGACAUACGAAUCCAGAAUAAUCCGCAGACGGCUAGCUAUCAUUUCAUCUCGUGGCAACGGCAAAAGCAUAUCGGCGUUAAGCACACCCCCUUUUCCGAGCAAUGACAGACGUCAGCCUCGCUUCGCUUCCGUGCUUCAGCUUAGACGAGAAGAUACUGCAAAUUCUGUGGGAUGAAGGUGUCCAGAUGGAAGAGCUCCUGGAAUUUUCCUUCGAACGCGUGGGAAAACUGGCUGCCGAGAGGGGCGUCGAGCUGGACGACGCCAACAAGGAGGAACUAUGGCUCUACGUGCAGCGUAUGAAGGCCGAGCAGCCAGACUGGGUGUCGCUGUCCCACUACCAGGACCGCUCUUCGAGGCAGCUGUUCGACUCCUGUUUGGAGGACUUCACCGGUGUGGAACACUUCCAUACGGCACAGCUCUCGUGGGACACAUCGUCUUGGAACCAGUCAUGCCAUGCCUCCUUCAGCCAGGACUCAUUAGACGACCACAGCGUUGCCCUGUACAGAGAUAAACGGUGCGGGCAAGGGCAAGAGCGUCAAGACGAAGUCCUCCAAGCGGACGUGCAAGACGCCCAAGACGUUCAGGCUUUCCAAAUGUGACCUGAGCCCGAUCUCUCCCAAGCCGAGGGCGCCGGUUCGUCGCUCGCGCAGCAAGGUAGCCGCCCUGCUCAGCCGCUUAGUGCGCGAGAGGACCACGAAGGAGCCACAGGAGGAUCGCUUCUUCACCCGAGGCAUUUGGCCCUCCUGGCUCAACUUCAACGCGACGCCCAAGCAAUCCAGUCCCACAAGACAAGGCAAUGGACGAAGCAUUGCCGCCCUCUCCGGACGCCCGAGAACGCCGUUGCUGCUGCGCUGGCUCGGUCGCAAGCGGUCACACGGAUACAGGGUGUCCGCUAUGCGACAGAGACCUUGAUCGAGACUCACCAAUAACAUCCAUGCCAUUCAGAGUUUUCCCAUCCUUGACAACGCGCACGUGUUUCAUUUUGGCAGCGUCCGAACUGGCUCGCCACCAAACAAGCUUUCAAUUCAUUUUUUUUUCUUGCGCUAAGUACAGUAGGACGAAACAGGGAUGGAACAGACACUGGAAUGAAGCGGACACGAAGUGACACACGGGAGCGCAAACUACCAACUUUGUAGUUUGGUAGUUUUUCCGCUUCAUUCCAGUGUCUGUUCCAUCCCUGUUGCGUCCUACUGUACUUAGCGCAAGAAAAAAUGAAUGCACACCAACUAGCCCAAUUCAUAGCUCUUCUAAAAGCUCUCAAUGUUUCAGUCCUCAUGCGCACGCUUCUUGUUUUCUUUACCCACACCAUAUGCUUUGCCAUGUUUUACCAUGCUCACGCAGCGCUUUGAAUUUGUCAUUUUCUUUCAUCAUUUAUACGCCGAUUCUCGUCGAUUCGCGCAUAUUGUGCAUUUUUUGAUCACUUUCAUUCUCAAUAAACGAUGAGUCGCCCAUUUUUCA